Molecule: messenger RNA, 572 nt
Organism: Neltuma alba
Lineage: Eukaryota; Viridiplantae; Streptophyta; Magnoliopsida; Fabales; Fabaceae
Product: non-specific lipid-transfer protein 2-like
Exons: 2
Coding region: 87-383 (98 amino acids)
Biological process (GO): lipid transport
Source: RefSeq, a predicted model, not a curated record
CCAUAGAUCACUCCUAUCUUCACUACUUCAUCAGCAUACAAAAGACCAAAAACAAAGUGUGCGUGUAAGCAACACAAAAAGGAGUAAUGGCGAUGAAGAAGAUGGGUGUGAGCCUGGUGGUGAUGGUGGUUCUGACAGUCUUUGUGGCGGUGGAGCUGCCACACAUGGCGGAGGCAGUGACAUGCAGUCCGGCGGCUCUGAGUUCAUGCAUGGGAGCGAUAUCGUCGUCGGCUCCGCCGUCGAGCGAGUGCUGCCAGAAGCUAAAGGAGCAGAAGCCAUGUCUGUGUGGGUAUCUUAAGAACCCUAGUCUGAGGCAGUAUGUUAACUCUCCUGGGGCCAAGAAGGUUGUUUCCUCUUGUGGAAUUCCCUUCCCUACUUGCUGAACAAAAAAGAAAAAAGAAAAAAAGAACAGUUAUAGUAAGUGAUUUGAUCAAUAUCGAGUCGUAUAUUUGUCUAAGGAAUAAUUUCAGAAAAAGUAUUCCCUCUAGGGAAUAUUCAUUCUGUGUUUCAAGGUUCAAGUUGGUUACAUAUCUUGAUCAAUGAUUAUGUGGAUCGCUGACAUGUAGUUUGUG